AUGCCCGACAAGAGAAAGGGCAGCAUGUCGUCCCCUUCUGCCAAACGCCCUCGGUUAUCCCAUGAGAACGAAGAGGGUCCAUCGCAACCAUACGAACAACCACGUCAGAAUAAUGUCUACGGGCAGAAAGGCGCAUUUCCCGGUCUGGACGACGGCGGCGAUGAACUUUUUUAUGGCCCAGCGGAUGAUGGGUUAGAAUAUCUGCGCAUGGUCCGAUCGGAAGCAAACGCCCUACCUACCCUGUUCCUCGCGCGCACUCAACACUCAGCUACACAAGAGUCGGAUUCAAGUCAGCAGAAUGAAUCGGAACAGUCUAGCGCAACAAGACCUUCCAUGCCGAUUGGAUUUUUCGCGCAGGAGUCUGCCUACGUCGCUCCUGCGGUGGAUACAAACAAACUCCAGGACGUGCACUCUCCAUCCAGACUCGAAGAACUGUACCCCAGCGCGCAAGUCUCCUACUACAAUCUCCUUCGACAUCGCUUUAUCCUCCUGAGGUCAACUCUUCGGUGUAGUCCACCCGCUGAAGCUAUCCGUGCCCUCGACGACCUCCACCCCAUCAGUCUCCCUCACAAUGCCGGAGCUGCGCACAAAGAGUGGCGUCGCCUCCUGAUGGCAGUCGAUCCGCAAAUGGUCCAAGUGGCAUGUAUGGACAUGGACAGUGUGCUGGAAGUACUGGAGAUACUGGCGCGAAUGAUGUCUGAUGUCGUGCGGAGUGAAGACCCUGAGCGCAUACGACGCAUCGGAGCUUGGGCGUGGGCUUUGCUUGGCAAAUGUCGCGAGGUCGGACAGCUCGCUACGGAGGAGGUUGGAAUUAUUCGAAACCUGGGGAAACGAGCCGCGACAAUCUUGCGCAAAGUGCAAGAGACAGAGAAUAACCGAUCCCAAGAGACCGAGUCUUCUGUUUCGAAUGGAGAGGCUGAAGAAGAUGGAUUAGAUGGCUCGGCACCCAAUGCGGAUCAAACAACCAACGAAGACGAAGCCCAAGACGCUUCGGGAUCUGCCACAGAGGAUAUCCUCGAAGUGAAAUGUGAUAACUUGCCCGAUGCAUCAUCUCUGGAGCAAGCUGAGUUAGAAGCUGCUAAAGCAGCUCUGCAAGCUCGAUUGCAGAACAGUGAUGAACCUGUUGCAACUUCCGCUAGCCUUGAUGACGAUUAUCUGGUCAAACAAACUCGCGCUCUGCUCGACAUGGUCAUCACGGUAGUGGGUGAGUUCUAUGGUCAACGCGAUUUGCUGGAGACUCGAGAGAUUUGGAGUUAG
Messenger RNA from Penicillium salamii, 1257 nucleotides. Lineage: Eukaryota; Fungi; Ascomycota; Eurotiomycetes; Eurotiales; Aspergillaceae. The record is from the annotation of a GenBank genome assembly.